This is a messenger RNA of Mizuhopecten yessoensis (Yesso scallop), 3196 nucleotides long. Its product is annotated as pyridoxal phosphate phosphatase PHOSPHO2-like. The transcript has 2 exons. The coding region runs from base 105 to 911 and encodes 268 amino acids. Gene Ontology annotation, molecular function: phosphatase activity. The record is from RefSeq and is a predicted model, not a curated record. Lineage: Eukaryota; Metazoa; Mollusca; Bivalvia; Pectinida; Pectinidae.
UUGACCCUAAUCGUAAACUUCCGACGGCCAAAGGUUUUAGGACUGUUCAUCACGUAAGACCUGUUAUCUUAAGAGCUGGAUUACAUAACAACGUGUUGCAACAAAUGAUUAACAAACUUAUACAGUUCAUCACUCGACGCCAUAACAUUAAGAUUGAAAAGAUGACUGGACGAUUGCUGCUGGCUUUUGACUUUGACCACACAAUGGUUGAAGAGAACAGUGACCUAUGGGUGAAACGGCUGGCCCCAGGGGGAGAACUUCCCCAGGAGAUUGAGGACAAAUACAGUAAUGAUGGCUGGACAGAUUACAUGGCCACCAUCUUUGAGUUCCUCCACGGCACUGGUAUAAGACAGCCUGACUUCAAACAAUGUCUCGCAGAGAUCCCACUGACUGUUGGGUUUAAACAUCUACUCGAGCAUGUUCAUAAACAGGGACAUGAAUGCAUCAUCAUUUCAGACUCCAACUCCACCUUUAUAAGAUAUCUCUUAGAACAAAACAAUCUGGAAAAUAUGAUUUCUAAAGUGUACACUAACCCAGCGAAGUUUGAUGAGGAGGGCUGCCUUAGAAUUGACUUUUACCACCACCAGGACUGGUGUGACCUCAGCACUGUGAACUUGUGUAAGGGUCACAUCCUCACCGAACACAUCAGGGAACAGGCUGAACAAGGACGUACCUACAGUCAUGUGCUGUACGUCGGGGACGGCUCCAAUGACCUCUGUCCCUCCCUGACCUUGUCAGACAAGGAUUAUGCCUGCCCAAGGGUUAAUCUUAGUAUGUGGAAGAAGAUUAAUGCCAUUCUCGCUGGUGACGACAAUUAUAAACAGUACAGUCUGAAAGCUAAUGUACUGGAAUGGGAAUCUGGAGCAGACAUUUUGAAACUAGUCAAAGAACUGGAAUCUGGAAAGUCAUGAUCAUGAUUUUUCUGUUCUCUUGUUUUUGACCUUUAAUUAUGACAGACAAAAUGACUGUUUCCAUGAUCACGAGUCUGAUAUUAUACAGAAUUAAACAAGAAUACAAAAAUACCUGUCCAAUUUAAUUAGAAUUUGAUCUUAAUAUACAUGUCCAACAUGAUUAUAGGCAUAAGCUGAUCUAAAUGCACCCGUAUUAUAUGAUAAAAAGCAGACCUUUCAAUGACAUAUUUAACACUCAGCUGUGGUAUCAUGUGACCUGUAACUACAAUACCUAGGCAGCUAGGGCUCAGCUAGUGCACAUGUCAAAGAUGCAGAAUUUCAUUGAUAUUUUACACUUGAGUGAUUAAGAACUAAACGGUUAUCUUUUGUCAUUUGUCGGUUACUGUAAAAGUUAAUUUAGACAGCUAUAUUGAUGAAUUUAACAUAUAUUUUACACAAGAUUGCAUUCUUCAGGAAUAAUUGGUGAAAAUACUAAUAAUGUUAAUACCUUUGCUUUAUUCAUACAUGUAUUUUGGUUUGAUUGAUGUAAGAAACAUUAAUAAUAUGAAACGUGGUGCUCUGUAGCAAUCAUAGUGAGGUAUGCUACAUGAAUUGUAACCAGGGUGUCAUGACUUGUAUACUGAGCAAGGGAUAUCAAUGAUGACAAUUAUUAUUAUUUCUCCUUGUUGCAAUGUUAAUCAAAUUCAGAUCUUCACAUUGCUCCUGUUAAGUGUUAUGCCAAGUACGUGACAUAUUAGUAAAAUAAAAUCUAUGCAUCGCUCCCAUUUACUGAUAUGUCACCGUCUCACGUACAUGGCAUAUCCCUAAAUGGGAGCUAUGCAUAGAUUUAACCCCGGUACUAAGAUUGUCCUUGUUGAAUUAUAUACAUCUGUAAUUUACUGAAUAUCUAGUCGAACAUCCAGAACAUCUACCACAAUGAAGGCCUAUUGUAAUAUAGAAUUUAUAUACAUCUACUGCAAAGAUAACGCAAAGCGUGACAUUAUCCCCCACGCCCCGCUGCUUAAAAGAAAGACACACAAUCAUAUUUAAAUAUAUAUUUGUUAAUAUUACAAUAACUGAAGUAUUAACUCCAUUCCACCACUCAGUUACUGAUAUUUUGAUGUAGAUCAAAAAAGGCUUGAUAAGAGCACUAGCUUCAUAAGUGUACAAAACUUCCUGUAUACAUCUUGAAUGCAAACGGCUCCAAUAGAGUGCUAGGUUGAUAAGUGUACAAGUUAAAUUUCAAUUUGUUAUUUUUAAUAGUUUUAAGAUCAUGCUAAUCAGAAACCUCAAAUUUCAUAUUAUUGCCUUUUUCCAUGGCAACAGAAAAAAAAAAUCCAAAAUAAGAACUCCUCCAGUAGCAAAAUGCACCAAGAGAGUGCUAGCUUGUACAAAGUGGACAAAGUUUCAGGAACAUGUAGUUCUAUCUUGAAAGGUUUUGACAUUUUACUCUGGAAGCAGCAACAUUUGUAGUUUUGCCUAUCUUUUUCCAUGGCAACAUUUUAAAAAAAAAUGAGAACUCCUCCAUAGCAAAAGUCACUACCAGAAUGCUAGCUUGAUAGUUAUACAAAGUUUCAGAUAGUUAUCAUUGGAGUCAUAAUCCAUUCAACUGAAAUUUGUAAUUUGGCCUAUCUGUUACCAUGGUAACAGAAAAAGUAUUCAAAUGGGGAACUUCUCCAUAGCAAAAGGUACUACUAGAGUACUAGCUUGACAACUGUACAAAAUUUUGAGUAGUUACCUUGAACGGUUUCAGGGUCCUUUCGGAAAAAACAUAUGCACGGAGUCGCACAGACACCGACACAUUUCUUAAGCUAUAAUGAUUGGGUUUACCAAACAACUGUUGUUGUACAUUUUACAUGGGUAUCAAUAUCUGACAUGUGUUAACUAAUUAUUAAGGUAAUUAUGGCCCUUUGCAUACUUCAUGCAAGCAUUAACAACUUGUUUAGACAGAUGUUUUUCCGUCUGAUUUCCUUCAAAUUUGCUAAGAUUCAAUAUUGUUAUUAUAGUAGCUGUAUAUCUGGAUAUCAAUACCUUACAGGACCUUUUUACAUGUAGACAUACGCGCAACGGGAGAUCAGGGAUAUACACUAAUCCCGUAGCUGGAGUGCGCAAUGGGCGAUCAGGGAUAUACACUAAUCCCGUAGCUUGAGUGCGCAAUGGGAGAUCAGGGAUAGACACCAAUCCUGUAGCUGGAGUGCGCAAUGGGGGAUCAGGGAUAUACACUAACCCCGUAGCUGGAGGGCGCAAUGUGAUAUCAGGGAUAUACACUAAUCCUGUAGCUGGAGGGCGCAAUGGGAGAUCAGGGA